UCCAAAGCUGACCGGUUCGUUCCUUAGGAUUCGGAUUUUUCUUGUAAUUUUUUUUUAUUUCUCUCUUCGUUUGCGUUCGACUCUUCACUUCUUCUUUCCUCACACUUGGCUCAAUUACCCCCGAUUCGGAGCUACGACCGACGCUUCCCAUCGUCUCUUCUCUCUAAAAAAUCAUUGAUACCCCUUCGUUCGCUUUCAAGAUGCGGCCCGAAAUCGAGCAAGAGCUCGCCCACACCUUGCUGGUGGAGCUGCUGGCGUACCAGUUCGCCAUGCCAGUCAGGUGGAUUGAGACCCAGGAUGUCAUUCUCGCUGAGAAACGGACAGAGCGGAUUGUCGAAAUUGGUCCCGCGGAUACUCUGGGUGGAAUGGCCAGACGCACACUUGCAUCCAAAUACGAAGCCUACGAUGCCGCCACAUCCGUCCAGCGUCAGAUUCUUUGCUACAACAAAGACGCCAAGGAGAUCUACUACGAUGUCGACCCCGUGGAGGAGGAGCCUGAGACGCCGGCAGAGCAGGCCCCCAGCUCCUCGUCGUCCGCUGCCCCCGCGUCCACUCCCGUCGCUGCACCUGUCGCCGCCCCUGCCCCGGGCGCCGGACCCGCCGCCGCCGUCGACGAUGUUCCAGUCACCGCGGUUGACAUCCUGAGAACAUUAGUGGCCCAGAAGUUGAAGAAGAGCCUCACAGAUAUCCCAUUGAACAAGGCGAUUAAAGACCUGGUUGGAGGAAAAUCGACUCUGCAGAACGAGAUUCUCGGAGACUUGGGCAAGGAAUUCGGCUCAACCCCGGAGAAACCGGAAGACACCCCUCUCGAUGAGCUUGGUGCUUCGAUGCAGGCCACUUUCAAUGGACAGCUCGGCAAGCAGUCGUCUUCGCUCAUUGCCCGCCUGGUGUCGUCCAAGAUGCCCGGUGGAUUCAACAUCACCUCUGUCAGAAAAUACCUCGAGACGAGAUGGGGCCUGGGUUCCGGCAGACAGGACGGUGUUCUUCUCCUCGCCCUCACUAUGGAGCCUGCUACCCGUUUAGGUUCCGAGGCCGAUGCCAAGGCAUAUCUCGACGACGUGACCAACAAGUACGCAGCCCUUGCAGGCGUCAACCUGUCCGCGCCGACCGCUGGCGGUGAUGCUGGCGGUGGUGCCGGCGGCAUGCUCAUGGACCCCGCCGCCAUCGACGCGCUGACCAAGGAUCAACGGGCCUUGUUCAAGCAGCAGCUGGAGAUCAUCGCCCGGUACCUCAAGGUGGACCUCCGCUCCGGCGACAAGGCGUUCGUCACCUCCCAGGAGACCCAAAAGGCCCUUCAGGCGCAGCUGGACCUCUGGCAAGCCGAGCAUGGCGACGUCUAUGCCGCAGGCAUCGAGCCGUCCUUUGACCCGCUCAAGGCUCGUGUGUACGACUCCUCUUGGAACUGGGCUCGUCAGGAUGCGCUGAGCAUGUACUACGAUGUCAUCUUCGGCCGCCUCAAGGUCGUGGACCGGGAGAUUGUCAGCCAAUGUAUCCGUAUCAUGAACCGCUCCAACCCUCUGCUGCUGGACUUCAUGCAGUAUCACAUCGAUAACUGCCCCACCGAGCGUGGCGAGACCUACCAGCUUGCCAAGGAGCUCGGUGAGCAACUGAUCGAGAACUGCAAGGAGGUUCUCGGGGCUGCUCCAGUCUACAAGGAUGUCGGCGUUCCUACGGCACCUCAAACCACCAUUGAUGCUCGCGGUAAUGUCGACUUCAAGGAGGUGCCUCGUGCCAGCGCUCGCAAGCUGGAGCACUACGUCAAGCAGAUGGCCGAGGGCGGCCCCAUCUCCGAGUACAGCAACCGGACCAAGGUACAGAACGAUCUCAAGAGCGUCUAUAAGCUGAUCCGCAAGGAACACCGCCUCUCCAAGUCUUCGCAACUACAGUUCAACACCCUGUAUAAGGAUGUUGUUCGGGCCCUUGGCAUGAACGAGAACCAGAUCAUGCCCCAGGAAGCCGCUCAGGGAAAGAAGGGUGGCCGCAAUGGACUCCGUCGCAAUGGCAGCCCACGCACCGGCAAGGUCGAAACCAUUCCCUUCUUGCACCUCAAGAACAAGGAGGAACACGGCUGGGAGUACAACAAGAAGCUCACCGGCGUCUACUUGGAUGUGCUCGAAUCGGCUGCUCGCUCUGGUGUUAGCUUCCAGGGCAAGCAUGCCCUGAUGACGGGCGCCGGUGCUGGCUCCAUUGGCGCCGAGGUCCUGCAGGGCUUGAUCAGCGGUGGUGCCAAGGUCGUCGUCACGACCAGCAGAUUCUCCCGUGAGGUCACCGAAUACUACCAGGCCAUGUAUGCCCGCUACGGUGCCCGUGGCUCCCAGCUGGUUGUGGUCCCCUUCAACCAAGGCAGCAAGCAGGAUGUUGAGGCCCUCGUGGACUACAUCUACGACACCAAGAAGGGUCUCGGCUGGGACUUGGACUUCGUCGUCCCCUUUGCCGCGAUCCCAGAGAACGGCCGCGAGAUCGACUCGAUCGAUUCGAAAUCCGAGCUUGCCCACAGGAUCAUGUUGACCAACCUGCUCCGACUCCUGGGUUGCAUCAAGACUCAGAAGCAGACGCACGGUUUCGAGACCCGUCCUGCCCAGGUUAUCCUGCCUCUGUCACCUAACCACGGCACCUUCGGAAACGAUGGUCUGUAUUCGGAGUCCAAGCUUGCCCUGGAGACCCUCUUCAACCGCUGGUACUCGGAGAGCUGGGCCAACUACCUGACCAUCUGCGGUGCUGUCAUUGGUUGGACCCGUGGUACCGGUCUCAUGAGCGGUAACAACAUGGUGGCCGAGGGCGUUGAAAAGCUGGGCGUUCGCACAUUCUCUCAGCAGGAGAUGGCAUUCAAUCUACUGGGCCUCAUGGCCCCUGCCGUCGUCAACCUCUGCCAGCUUGACCCCGUCUGGGCCGAUCUGAACGGUGGACUCCAGUUCAUCCCCGACCUCAAGAACCUCAUGACCAGACUGCGUAAGGAGAUCAUGGAGACCAGUGAUGUGCGCCAAGCUGUCAUCAAGGAAACCGCCAUCGAGAACAAGAUUGUCAACGGAGAGGACAGCGAGGUGCUCUACAAGAAGGUCAUCGCCGAGCCUCGCGCUAACAUCAAAUUCGAGUUCCCUCGGCUGCCUGACUGGGAGAAGGAGGUCCAGCCUCUCAACGCUAAUCUCAAGGGUAUGGUCAACUUGGACAAGGUUGUCGUCGUUACCGGUUUUGCCGAAGUCGGCCCCUGGGGUAACUCUCGUACCCGCUGGGAGAUGGAGGCGUACGGCAAAUUCUCCCUUGAGGGUUGUGUCGAAAUGGCAUGGAUCAUGGGUCUCAUCAAGCACCACAACGGCCCCUUGAAGGGUAAGGCUUAUUCUGGAUGGGUUGAUGCCAAGACCGGCGAGCCUGUCGAUGACAAGGACGUCAAGUCGAAGUAUGAGAAGCAUAUCCUCGAACACUCCGGUAUCCGUCUCAUUGAGCCCGAGCUGUUCAAGGGUUACGAUCCCAAGAAGAAGCAGCUUCUCCAGGAAGUUGUCAUCCAGGAGGAUCUCGAGCCUUUCGAAGCUUCCAAGGAGACCGCCGAAGAGUUCAAGCGCGAGCAUGGCGAGAAGGUCGAAAUCUUCGAGAUCCCCGAAUCCGGAGAGUACAUUGUCCGUCUGAAGAAGGGCGCCAACCUCCUCAUCCCCAAGGCUCUGCAGUUUGACCGCCUGGUUGCUGGCCAGAUCCCCACCGGUUGGGAUGCCCGCAGAUACGGUGUUCCGGAAGAUAUCAUCGAGCAGGUUGACCCCGUGACCCUGUUCGUUCUGGUCUGUACCGCAGAGUCCCUGCUUUCGGCCGGUAUCACCGAUCCUUAUGAGUUCUACAAGUACGUCCAUCUGUCCGAGGUCGGUAACUGCAUCGGUUCCGGUAUUGGUGGCACCCAUGCUUUGCGUGGCAUGUACAAGGAUCGUUAUCUCGACAAGCCCCUGCAGAAGGAUAUUCUGCAGGAGUCCUUCAUCAACACCAUGAGCGCCUGGGUGAACAUGUUACUCUUGUCUUCUACUGGACCUAUCAAGACCCCUGUGGGUGCUUGCGCUACCGCUGUGGAGUCGGUUGACAUUGGUUACGAGACCAUCGUCGAGGGCAAGGCUCGCGUCUGCUUUGUUGGUGGUUUCGAUGACUUCCAGGAGGAAGGCUCGUACGAGUUUGCCAACAUGAAAGCUACCAGCAACGCCGAGGAUGAAUUUGCUCACGGUCGUACCCCUAAGGAGAUGUCCCGUCCGACCACCACUACCCGUGCCGGUUUCAUGGAAUCCCAGGGAUGCGGUAUGCAGCUCAUCAUGAGCGCCCAGCUCGCACUCGAUAUGGGUGUUCCCAUCCACGGUAUCAUCGCUCUGACCACCACCGCCACCGACAAGAUCGGCCGUUCCGUCCCGGCUCCUGGACAGGGUGUCCUCACCACCGCUCGCGAGAACCCUGGCAAGUUCCCGUCUCCUCUCCUGGACAUCAAGUACCGUCGCCGCCAGCUGGAUCUCCGCAGGAAGCAGAUCAAGGAAUGGCAAGAGUCGGAGCUGUUGUUCCUGCAGGAGGAGGUCGAUGCUAUGCAGGCUCAGUCCUCCGAUGGCAGCGAGUUCAACGCCACGGAAUACAUGCAGGAACGCGCCCGUCACAUUGAGCGCGAAGCUACCCGCCAGGAGAAGGAUGCCCAGUUCACUCUCGGAAACAACUUCUGGAAGCAGGACUCGCGCAUCGCGCCUCUCCGUGGUGCCCUGGCGACCUGGGGCCUUACCAUCGACGAUAUCGGCGUUGCUUCGUUCCACGGUACAUCUACCGUUGCCAAUGAUAAGAACGAGUCCGAUGUCAUUUGCCAGCAGCUGAAGCACCUUGGCCGCAAGAAGGGCAAUGCCGUCAUGGGUAUCUUCCAGAAGUACCUCACCGGUCACCCCAAGGGUGCCGCCGGUGCCUGGAUGUUCAACGGCUGUCUGCAGGUUCUGGAGAGCGGGUUAGUGCCCGGUAACCGCAAUGCCGAUAACGUUGACAAGGUGAUGGAGAAGUUCGACUACAUCGUCUACCCCAGCCGCAGCAUCCAGACGGAUGGAAUCAAGGCCUUCUCGGUAACCUCGUUCGGUUUCGGUCAGAAGGGUGCCCAGGUGAUCGGUAUCCAUCCCAAGUACCUGUAUGCCGCUCUGGACCGUGCCCAGUUCCAGUCCUACAAGAACAAGGUGGAGGCCAGACAGAAGAAGGCGUACCGCUACUUCCACAACGGUCUGAUCAACAACAGCAUUUUCGUUGCGAAGAACAAGGCGCCUUAUGAGGACGAUAUCCAGAGCAAGGUCUUCCUCAACCCCGACUACCGCGUGGUUGUCGACAAGAAGACUUCGGAGCUCAAGUACCCUGCUGUCGGUCCCAAGGCUGAGGACAAGGACAAGAACACAGAGAGCACCAAGAAGAUGAUCGAGUCUCUGGCCAGCGCCACCGCCGCCGAGAACACCAAGAUCGGCGUGGACGUCGAGAACCUGGAUGCCGUCAACAUCGACAACGAGACAUUCAUCGAGCGGAACUUCACUGAGCAGGAGCAGCAGUACUGCCGCAAGGCCGCCUCUCCCCAGGCGUCUUUUGCCGGUCGUUGGAGUGCCAAGGAAGCCGUCUUCAAGUCUCUGGGCGUGAACAGCAAAGGCGCUGGUGCCGCGUUGAAGGAGAUUGAAAUUGGAAGGGACGCCAAUGGUGCCCCGGUCGUCAACGUAAGUUUUUCCCCCCCUAACCUUUUUUUUUUCUCUAUUCUAGACACACUUUAUACUGACUUGGGAUGUUUCAGCUUCACGGUGCGGCUGCUGAAGCUGCCAAGAAGGCCGGUGUCAAGACCGUCAGCGUCAGCAUCAGCCACAGCGAUACCCAGGCAGUGGCUGUAGCGGUUUCUCAUUUUUAAAGUCGAUUAGUCAGAUCAAUCUAGAAGGGUCGGUUAAAUGUGACUGUGAGAGAUGACUGAUACGGAUAUCUUAAUGAAUUGUUUUAGAUUUAAUUUGGUACUUAGUCUUAUUAUGAUCAA
Messenger RNA from Penicilliopsis zonata CBS 506.65, 5986 nucleotides. RefSeq lists its product as hypothetical. Gene Ontology annotation, molecular function: magnesium ion binding; 3-oxoacyl-[acyl-carrier-protein] synthase activity; fatty acid synthase activity. The coding region runs from base 201 to 5849 and encodes 1882 amino acids. Gene Ontology annotation, cellular component: fatty acid synthase complex. The transcript is spliced from 3 exons. Lineage: Eukaryota; Fungi; Ascomycota; Eurotiomycetes; Eurotiales; Aspergillaceae. The record is from RefSeq and is a predicted model, not a curated record. Gene Ontology annotation, biological process: long-chain fatty acid biosynthetic process.